GCCUGCGCACUGUCCGCUAACUCGCUCUGGUCGCUGUGGUCGGGCUCGGGACCGGCUGCCAUCUUAGUCGAGGGACUGAGGAGUCGUCGCCGCCCCGAGUCCCGGUAACAUGCAUUUCACAGUGGCCUUCUGGAGACAACGCCUUAAUCCAAAAAAGUGACUUGAGCAGAGAACUUCAGGUUUGUUGUCCUGUUGUCCUGUUGGUGGUAUGUCUGACAGUGGAUCACAGCUUGGUUCAAUGGGUAGCCUGACCAUGAAAUCACAACUUCAGAUCACUGUCAUCUCAGCAAAACUUAAAGAAAAUAAAAAGAAUUGGUUUGGACCAAGUCCUUAUGUAGAAGUCAUAGUAGAUGGACAGUCAAAGAAGACAGAAAAGUGUAACAAUACAAACAGUCCCAAAUGGAAGCAACCCCUUACAGUUAUUGUUACCCCUGUGAGUAAAUUACGUUUUCGUGUGUGGAGUCACCAGACACUGAAAUCUGAUGUUUUGUUGGGAACUGCUGCACUAGAUGUUUAUGAAACAUUAAAGUCAAACAAUAUGAAACUUGAAGAAGUGGUUGUGACUCUGCAGCUUGUAGGUGACAAAGAACCAACAGAGACAAUAGGAGACUUGUCAAUUUGUCUUGAUGGGCUGCAGUUAGAUGCUGAUGUUGUUACUAAUGGUGAAACUACAUGUUCAGAAAGUACCUCACAGAAUGAUGAUGGCUCUAGACCCAAGGAUGAAACAAGAGUGAACACAAAUGGAUCAGAUGACCCUGAUGAUUCAGGGUCUGGUGAAAAUAGGAGAACCAAUGGGAACAAUUCUCCAUCACUCUCCAAUGGUGGGUUUAAGCCUUCUAGACCUCCAAGACCUUCACGACCACCUCCACCCACACCUCGAAGACCAGCAUCUGUCAAUGGCUCACCAUCUACCACUUCUGAAAGUGAUGGAUCUAGUACUGGUUCUCUACCAUCAACAAAUACAAAUACCUCUGAAGGAGCAACAUCUGGAUUAAUAAUUCCUCUAACUAUUUCCGGAGGCUCAGGUCCUAGACCAUUAAAUACUGUAACUCAAGCUCCCCUACCACCUGGAUGGGAACAGAGAGUGGACCAGCAUGGGCGAGUUUAUUACGUAGAUCAUGUUGAAAAAAGAACAACAUGGGAUAGACCUGAACCUCUACCUCCUGGCUGGGAGCGGCGGGUUGACAAUAUGGGACGUAUUUAUUAUGUUGACCAUUUUACAAGAACAACAACAUGGCAGAGGCCAACACUGGAAUCUGUCCGCAACUAUGAACAAUGGCAGCUACAACGUAGCCAACUUCAAGGAGCAAUGCAGCAGUUUAAUCAGAGAUUUAUUUAUGGGAAUCAAGAUUUGUUUGCUACAUCACAAAAUAAAGAAUUUGAUCCGCUUGGUCCUUUGCCACCUGGGUGGGAGAAGAGAACUGAUAACAAUGGCAGAGUAUAUUUUGUCAACCACAACACUCGAAUUACUCAAUGGGAAGACCCCCGAAGUCAAGGUCAAUUAAAUGAAAAGCCCCUACCUGAAGGCUGGGAAAUGAGAUUCACAGUGGAUGGGAUUCCAUAUUUUGUGGACCACAAUAGAAGAACAACAACCUACAUAGAUCCCCGAACAGGAAAAUCUGCCUUAGACAAUGGACCCCAGAUAGCCUAUGUUCGAGACUUCAAAGCAAAGGUUCAGUACUUCCGGUUUUGGUGUCAGCAACUGGCCAUGCCACAGCACAUAAAGAUUACAGUGACAAGAAAAACAUUGUUUGAAGAUUCCUUUCAGCAGAUAAUGAGCUUCAGUCCCCAAGAUCUGCGAAGACGUUUGUGGGUGAUUUUUCCAGGAGAAGAAGGUUUAGAUUAUGGAGGUGUAGCAAGAGAAUGGUUCUUUCUUUUGUCACAUGAAGUGUUGAACCCCAUGUAUUGCCUGUUUGAAUAUGCAGGGAAGGAUAAUUACUGCUUGCAGAUAAACCCUGCAUCUUACAUCAAUCCUGAUCAUCUGAAAUAUUUUCGCUUUAUUGGCAGGUUUAUUGCCAUGGCUCUAUUCCAUGGAAAAUUCAUAGACACGGGUUUUUCCUUACCAUUCUAUAAACGUAUCUUGAACAAACCAGUUGGACUUAAAGAUUUAGAAUCUAUUGAUCCAGAAUUUUACAAUUCUCUCAUCUGGGUUAAAGAGAACAAUAUUGAAGAAUGUGGCUUGGAAAUGUACUUCUCUGUGGAUAAAGAAAUUUUAGGUGAAAUUAAGAGCCAUGAUUUGAAACCCAAUGGUGGCAAUAUUCUUGUGACAGAAGAAAAUAAAGAGGAAUAUAUAAGAAUGGUGGCUGAAUGGAGGUUGUCUCGAGGAGUUGAAGAACAGACACAAGCUUUCUUUGAGGGCUUUAAUGAAAUUCUUCCCCAGCAGUAUUUGCAGUACUUCGAUGCAAAGGAAUUAGAGGUACUUUUAUGUGGAAUGCAAGAGAUUGAUUUGAAUGACUGGCAAAGACAUGCUAUCUACCGUCAUUACACUAGGACAAGCAAACAAAUCAUGUGGUUUUGGCAGUUUGUUAAAGAAAUUGAUAAUGAGAAGAGAAUGAGACUUCUGCAAUUUGUUACUGGAACUUGCCGAUUGCCAGUAGGAGGAUUUGCUGACCUCAUGGGGAGCAAUGGGCCACAGAAAUUCUGCAUUGAAAAAGUUGGGAAAGAAAAUUGGCUACCCAGAAGUCAUACCUGUUUUAAUCGCCUGGACCUUCCACCCUAUAAGAGCUAUGAGCAACUGAAGGAGAAGCUGUUGUUUGCCAUUGAAGAAACAGAAGGAUUUGGACAAGAGUAACUUCUGAGAUCUUGUACUGCCCAAGGACAAGAACUUAUUUUGCAGUGUUUGUCCUUUUCCUUCUCUGCCUAUUGCACAUCUAGUUGUAAAAUUGGACUAUGACUGUUGAGAGAGUUAAUCUGAGUGUAAGUAAGUUAAUGUUGUCAUUGAAAUUGAUCUCUUGGUGAUUCUGGAUUUCUGUUCAGCAUUUCCAGAAAUCAGAUCUAUGAACACUUGUCAGAAACUUACUUAACAUGAGAUUUAACACACAAUGAAAUCUGCCUUGUCUUAUUCCACUAGAUUGUUUCCUUAACAAUUUUCUAUGUGUGUCAAAGUCUCACUUGGGAGGUUUAUUUCCUUUUAGAGAUUCUGCAAAUAUGGAGGCAAAUCUCUUGGCAACUGCAAUAUACAAGAUCUUCCUAUUAAGCCUCUUGCUAAGGGGUAUUUAAUAAAAGUGCAAGCUUAGCCCAGCUUCUGGGCAUGUGAGAAAAUUGCUAGCUUGUGCUCUCCCUCUUAUUUCAGCCUGGCCUGACUGUUGUUUUUCAUUUCUGGAGCAUGAAUCCAACCAUCACUUUGAAGUUAUUCCUAGAAGUGAUGCAGGACUCUUGCAUCUUUCUACCAAGUAGUUUUGUGAAUAUGAAUUCAGGGAAAAAUUGGUCCCAGUGGCAAAUGACUUCAUACCUCUUCAUUUGGAUGUUUAUUUUGAUUGCCUUGCAAAUACUAUACUAUACAAACAAUAUCAACACUGUAGUUCCUUUACUGUUGGUUUUAAAAGUUACCCUAGAAUUGAAAUUAAUGUAGCUAAAUUUAUCUAAGGCCAUUUUUAAUUAUUUUUGUAUGACCCUAUACAUAAAUUGAAGCUUUAUCAUUUUAUCAUAAUCCAAAAACUUCAGUUGUAUUUAAUUACUGCUAAGGAGUCAAAAUUAUAACUAGAGUAUUUUCUAGUCUAAAUAGAGGUCAGUGAAACAGCUGAUAAAAUUACCUUUUCAUUUGUGAGAGCUAUUCUUCAUAUGAAUUAAAAGUCUCCAAGUUUAUCAUUUCUCCCACAGGUUGGAGUAGCCAUUUCCUUUUUU
This is a messenger RNA of Dipodomys spectabilis (banner-tailed kangaroo rat), 3843 nucleotides long. RefSeq names its product itchy E3 ubiquitin protein ligase (gene Itch). The transcript is spliced from 25 exons. Gene Ontology annotation, biological process: protein K63-linked ubiquitination; protein K29-linked ubiquitination; ubiquitin-dependent protein catabolic process. The record is from RefSeq and is a predicted model, not a curated record. Gene Ontology annotation, molecular function: ubiquitin protein ligase activity; protein binding. The coding region runs from base 209 to 2791 and encodes 860 amino acids. NCBI's taxonomy places the organism in Eukaryota, Metazoa, Chordata, Mammalia, Rodentia, Heteromyidae.